AUGGGUGGUAGAUUUGGAGCAGUACUAGUCGUCUUCUUCUUGGGUUUGACCUGGUCUUGUGAUGCUAGAAACCCCCUCGCUCUCGAACCAUUCGGUAAGAUUGUGAACAUCAACAAUGAACCAGCUCAUGAGAAUCAAGUUUGCGAACUGUGUGAUAAAUAUGUCACGCUUGCCGUUGACUAUCUUCAAGAUGUCGAUAACCAGAAUGCAAUUGUCGAGGCGCUUCACACGAGCUGCUCUCAGAUCCCUCCUUUGAAAAAACAGUGUCUUUCAAUGGUAGAUCAAUAUACUGAAAGUUUCUUCGCACAAGUCUCGGUAAUCAAACCAGACCAAAUCUGCAAAAAGCUUAACCUUUGUCAAGCAGUGACGGCUCUUACUUCAGAAGUUCAUCAAGGAAACUGCGAGACUUGCCGUGAGACUGUCUCAGAAGUUAUCAAAAAACUGAAAGAUCCUGAGACAAAGCUGAAGAUCAUUCGAUUACUUCUGAAGGAAUGCAAGUCGCUAAACAAUUACCAGGACAAGUGCAAGAAGAUGGUGUUUGAGUACGGACCUCUGAUGCUUGCGGAGGCGGAGAAGUUUCUGGAAAAGAAUGAUGUUUGCUCUAUCCUUCGAGUCUGUCCAGCCACCAACAACCACCGUGACUACGUUCCGGCUCUGGAGGCAGUGGCAGAUUCGUAA
Molecule: messenger RNA, 678 nt
Organism: Arabis nemorensis
Lineage: Eukaryota; Viridiplantae; Streptophyta; Magnoliopsida; Brassicales; Brassicaceae
Source: the annotation of a GenBank genome assembly